AUCUGAGGGAAUCCAGAACAGCAGCGAAGCUGACAGAGGCAGACUAAAGCAUUGCUUCCUCCCUCCCUCUGUCUUUCUCCCUCUCUCUGUUUUUCUUGGUUCAAUCCACACUCAUUGAAACUUCAGUGUAGCCUUCCCCCUGUUCACCCCAGCCCAAGUUUAACUGUGUAAGGAAUGAUGCCUUUGCUUUGGACAGUUAUGCUUUUACUAAUGUUCCUGCAGCCUCUGGAGGCCAUGGUGAAGGAAAGUGCUGCCACCUCUUUUAUCCAAGGACCAUGCGUACCUUCCAGGAGGGAGCGACUGAUUGAAGAUGAGACUGUAAGGAGGCACUUCAUCUCAAAAAAUGCUCUGCUGGAAACACUUGGGGAGAUGAGCAGGUGGUCAGAGUCCAUUGGUAAUCACAGGAGGACAUUACUUUCGGAAGAGCCACUGAAGUGGAGAAGAACACGCAGGGGAACAGAAGAUGAAGACUCCAAGCCCAUUCAAAAGUACAUUCCAGGAGUAAAAGUGGAAUUUCCUCGGCCUAUCAAUCCUGCCAGCCUUCGGCCAACCAAGGCUCUGGUGCCUUCCAGCACGGAUCCAUUAGAGCAACGUCAAAGAAGCCCAGCUGUCCAUGGAGGCACAGAGCCCCACAACAAUGUAACAGUGGCAUCAGAAAAGCGCUCUCAGAUCCAAAAUCCUCUGUACCCAGUGACAGAGAGCUCCUACAGUGCCUAUGCUGUCAUGUUCCUGUCCCUCAUUGUCUUUGCUGUGGGUAUCAUUGGAAACCUCUCAGUGAUGUGUAUUGUCUGGCACAAUUACUACAUGAAAAGUGCCUGGAACUCCAUUUUGGCCAGUCUUGCCUUUUGGGACUUCCUCAUCCUCUUCUUCUGCCUGCCGGUGGUCAUCUUCAAUGAGAUCACCAAAAAGAGGCUGCUGGGGAGCAUUUCCUGCCGCAUUGUGCCCUUCAUGGAGGUGUCUUCCUUGGGGGUAACCACCUUCAGCCUCUGUGCCUUGGGCAUUGACAGGUUCCAUGCAGCCACCAGCCCUCAAGCCAAGCUGAGGCCUAUUGAACAUUGUCACUCCAUCAUUGCCAAACUGGCUGUUAUUUGGGUGGGCUCCAUGACCCUUUCUAUACCAGAGCUCCUCCUCUGGCAGCUGGCACAAGACACCUCACCUGUCUCUGGCAUGGUGACUGACUAUUGCACCAUGAAACCUUCACAGGACCUGCCUGAAUCCAUUUACUCUCUGGUCCUUACUUAUCAGAAUGCAAGAAUGUGGUGGUACUUUGGAUGCUACUUCUGUUUGCCUAUCCUCUUCACGGUCACCUGCCAACUGGUCACCAGAAGGAUCAGCACCACAGAGAAGACUGACUGCCGUGGUGCAAAGCACGGUCAGUGUGAGAGCCAACUCAACUGCACAGUGAUUGGACUGACAGUAAUCUACGGCCUCUGCGCAAUUCCUGAAAACGUCAGCAACAUUGUGGUGGCCUACCUGUCCCCUGACCUGACUAAGCAGACCUUGGACCUGCUGACCCUUGUCAACCAGUUCUUCUUGUUUUUCAAGAGUUCAGUCACUCCAGUGCUGCUGCUGUGCCUCUGCAAACCACUGGGCCAGGCUUUCAUGGACUGCUGCUGCUGCUGUUGUGAGGAGUGUGGUCAGGAAGCUGCCUCCAGCAAUGGUGGCUCUGAUGGCAAGAUGAAAACUGAGAUGUCGUCCUCCAUCUUCUUUGACAAGCCUCGGGAAUCGCCUACUCCCGUGGGGGCCAUUGGAACCCCAUGUUAAUAAGAUCAAUCAGCCCAGAGGGAAGCAUCAGGAGCUCUUUCACCAGCUUCUCCCAAGACCAAAAGUUGUUGUUCUCUUUAGUAAUGAUUGGUGAAGUGGCUGAACAGUGGAUAGAGCAGGUGUUAUCUGUAUGCUUGUUUCAAAACCAACUCCACUAAGGGUGAUGUAGUGACGAGGCCUCACAGAGAAGCUUUCUCUUCAGUGCUGAACAGUUACCACAGUGUGUCCAGAAUCCCCUAGAUCCCAAACAUGACCAGAGACGCCACUGCCCUGAGUGUGGGAGAUGCUGAGGAAUGUUCCACUUACAGACCCUCAAGAACUAAGAGACCACAGUGUCUUAGAGGACAUAGUACAAAUUAACCUUUCUCCAUUCAUGUAGUAUCUCACUGUCCUCCUCCAUUCCAACCCCAGAGAUAGCCUCAUCCACAAGAUAAGCAUUGCCCUACCCUAGCCUCAAUAAACCAAUAAACUUGAUAGAGAAAA
Sphaerodactylus townsendi is the source of this 2247-nucleotide messenger RNA. RefSeq names its product G protein-coupled receptor 37 like 1 (gene GPR37L1). NCBI's taxonomy places the organism in Eukaryota, Metazoa, Chordata, Lepidosauria, Squamata, Sphaerodactylidae. Gene Ontology annotation, biological process: adenylate cyclase-inhibiting G protein-coupled receptor signaling pathway; positive regulation of MAPK cascade. The record is from RefSeq and is a predicted model, not a curated record. Gene Ontology annotation, molecular function: G protein-coupled peptide receptor activity. The transcript is spliced from 3 exons. Gene Ontology annotation, cellular component: plasma membrane; signaling receptor complex. The coding region runs from base 175 to 1764 and encodes 529 amino acids.